AUGGUCAAGGGAGAGAGAUACGGAACGGGUCCGGAAUCCGGAGCAGGCCCAGGCCGAAAAUGGAAAGAGCAGGAGCCAAGCACGGACACAACCAAACUUCAGCAGUCAGAAGUUCAGAACUCGGUCGUGCCUGAGGAAAGAGCAAUGGGCAGCUUCAAUGGUGAGAUGAACUCGAAUCUCAACUUUGAAGGAAGGAGGGACGGGAACGAGAGCAAGAACCUUUCAUCAGGCAUCCAUCUAAGCCAUUCUCCAUCCAGCAUCGCGACCAUGAUGAACCCCCAGUGCCACGGCCCCCCCGGCCCCCCGGCGCAGCACCAUCAUGACACGCUGCUCUCAACUUCUUCACCGACCCCUUACCUAGGCAGGUCCCCAGGGACCCAGGCUGCCAUGCGCGCCAGGUCUCCAACUGGUUUCUCCAGCGCCUAA
This is a messenger RNA of Colletotrichum costaricense, 426 nucleotides long. RefSeq lists its product as uncharacterized. The coding region runs from base 1 to 426 and encodes 141 amino acids. The record is from RefSeq and is a predicted model, not a curated record. The transcript is spliced from 2 exons. Lineage: Eukaryota; Fungi; Ascomycota; Sordariomycetes; Glomerellales; Glomerellaceae.